GCUGCCGCUGCCGCUGCCAACAUCUCUGGCCAAGCCACCUCCUCUCGGCCGUUGCCGCAAGCCGCUACCUCCCGCUGCCGCUGUCGCAGGCCAAACCGCCUCCUGUCGCUGAUCCACCUAAAUUCUCAAAUUCAUAAUGGGAGCAGCUCCUAAGCCAUCUAAACGUGUUGAUAUUGAGAGUCAACAUACUGCAGAAAACGAGAAUGAUUCUGAAAGUGGGAUGCAAUUUGUUUCCAAGAGAAAGAGAAAAGAUUUUGCUGAUGAGGACGAUAGUGCAUCAGAGGGAGAAAGCCUUCAAGAAAGUGAAAUGGAGGAGGAUGAGGAUGAAAUUGAAGGAAGCGAUGCUGAGCAAAAUGGGAUGCAAAUAGAUGCAGAGAUGGAUGAACUUGAGCAACAAUACCAAAAUCUUCGCAGUGAGGAGCAGAAUCUUUUGAAUAAUUUGAAGCAUCAAAAAGAUGAAGAUGCUGUAAAGGGUCGAGCAGUAAAGAACCAGAAGGUGCUUUGGGACAAGACUUUGGAGUUGAGAUUCUUACUACAAAAGACAUUCUCAGCCGCAAACAAACUUCCACAGGAACCUGUAAGGUCCUUAUUUUGCAAUUCAGAUGAAGAUGUUGAUCAAGCAUACACGGACCUUAUAGAUUCUUCUAAGCGGACAUUAGGUAGUAUAUUGGAGUUGCAGGAGGCUUUACUUGAGAAGAACCAUUAUAUUCUUCAGGGUUUAACUGGAAACAACAAAGAGUCUUCUAAGAGUGAGGAUUCCUUUGGCAAGGUGAAGGCAGAUAAUGAUGACGAGUGGUUGCAAAUAAUUGAUAUGCAUUCUAGAAUAGCACCAUUUAGAAAUGGCUCAAUAGACAAAUGGCAUCGAAAGACACAAGUCACAAGUGGUGCUGCUGCAUUUAGAGGCAAAUUGCAGGCAUUUAAUCAGAACAUUAGUGAACAAGUAGCUGGUUACAUGAGAGAUCCAAGCAGAAUGAUUAGGAGGAUGCAAUUAAGUAGAUCUUCUGUUGGCAUAUUUGGAAAAGUACCUGAGGUGUCUGAAUCUGAGACAAUAAAGGAAGAGGGCAACGUUCAAGAUGGAAGCAUGGAUGGCGAUCCAGAACUACUUGAUGACUCUGAAUUCUAUUCACAACUUCUGAAAGAAUUUUUGGAGUCUAAUCUUACAUCAUCUGAGACGGCUUUUUAUGCUACGAGAAAGUUACAGCCUAAGAAACGAAAGGUCGUUGACCGUCGUGCUUCUAAGAGUCGAAAAAUAAGGUAUCAUGUACAUGAAAAGAUUGUCAAUUUCAUGGCUCCGGUGCCAAUGCUUCUUCCGUCCAUGGCCCCUAAGUUAUUUGACAAUUUGUUUGGCAUGACAAAUCAGCAAUCAACCUCUGCUGUGUAAUCCGGGAUGACUCCAAUUCCAAAGUUUGUAGAUUGUAACGCAAAAUUUUUUAUAUUCCAUGUUUGUGUUAAUUUAUGACAGCUUUUUGUUAUUAGAAACCUGUAACUCUUGUACAAAUCAAUUGGUAUACCUGAUCUUAACGAGCAAGACGUAGUAGUAUUUUCCUUCACAAC
Molecule: messenger RNA, 1554 nt
Organism: Musa acuminata subsp. malaccensis (wild Malaysian banana)
Lineage: Eukaryota; Viridiplantae; Streptophyta; Magnoliopsida; Zingiberales; Musaceae
Cellular component (GO): nucleus; nucleolus
Source: RefSeq, a predicted model, not a curated record